Brenthis ino (lesser marbled fritillary) is the source of this 558-nucleotide messenger RNA. The record is from the annotation of a GenBank genome assembly. Lineage: Eukaryota; Metazoa; Arthropoda; Insecta; Lepidoptera; Nymphalidae.
AUGGAGACACAACCGCCAAUUAAGGAUGAGGAGACACCUAUGUCUAAAGGGCCACCACGCAGACAAAAGACGAAAGUCUUUAAGAAAGGCUCGAAAGGGUCUGAGAACACUGCCGCCCCUCCGCUUCCCCCACGCGAUCCAAACGCAACGGGACCGAAGCCGACUAGAUUGUCUACUGUAGCAACAAAACCAAAGAAUGAACCUAUGUUUUCGGACAUAGACAUGAUGGGUUUUCCAGGCGUAGCUCCCUACCGCAGGACUAACGAAUUCGCUGUUACCACAGAAGGUUAUAUACCACUGUGCGAGAAAGAAUAUGAUAUUAUCGCAACUCAACAGCCAUACUUCGCUAAGUCAGUCCCUAAGUCGGCAUGGGUUUACUAUUGUGUUAUGGGCUUAUAUGCCCGCCUGAUUACACUGAAACAGGAAGAUGGGGACUCGACAUAUGACGAGGACACAUUUGCAGGUCAAGUUCUUUCCGGGAACCACCAGCUCCCAGCACCCAUUGAGGCUUACAUUAAAGCCUUAGGACACGUAAUUGAUAGUACUUCUAUCAGGUAC